Molecule: messenger RNA, 5201 nt
Organism: Coregonus clupeaformis (lake whitefish)
Lineage: Eukaryota; Metazoa; Chordata; Actinopteri; Salmoniformes; Salmonidae
Product: sodium/potassium/calcium exchanger 4
Exons: 17
Coding region: 611-2416 (601 amino acids)
Biological process (GO): intracellular calcium ion homeostasis; calcium ion transmembrane transport
Cellular component (GO): membrane
Molecular function (GO): calcium, potassium:sodium antiporter activity; calcium channel activity
Source: RefSeq, a predicted model, not a curated record
UGCAUGUGGGGGACUGCGCUCUGUGAUGGGAUGAAAGUGUGGGGUUAGCUAAUGUUUUAGCAGAAAAUGUUUUCGCCCGGAGUAUUUUUGGGAGGAGACAGUAUCAAGCGGAUGGAACAAUAUCGGAGAAUGGCCUCUUUUCAACGCCACUAAUUCUACCUUAUUGUGACACUGGACACAUAUAAAGGUGCUGUCGGUGGCUUUUGAAGACGCCAACUGGCACAGAGGUUUAGGCUACUUGACAAAUAGUGGUAUUUUGAUAAUAAACAUUUAGCCUUUAGCCUGCCUAUAUCCUAUAAUAAUGGAACAUGGCAGAUUGUGUAGCCUAAUUUAAUUUGAUUAAACUACAACAACAUUCUCGCCAGGACACAAUUCUCACGAGCGGCUUUCAUAAACACAUGCGAGCUAUUCGCUCUGCUGCCUCUGUCGAGGAUCUGCCCUUCGGUCAUUUGAAAUAGGGACGGCAUCCCGACCCUUCGCUGUGUGAAACGAUAGUCGGGCGAUUCCUGCGGUCCGAACAAUAUACGGCACGGUGCUGAGUGGGUCACUAUCUGCAGGGAGAGGGACAAGGACGAGCCCGUUGUCCGCUGUCCCCGCAUACUGUACAGCCAUGGAGUCGCCACCGGAGCAGAACUGCACCAUGUCGAAAAAGAGCGCCAUAGCUAAAAUCUUCAAAGUUCGCAAGAGGAGACAGAUGCUUUUUGUUCAAGUCUGUUUUAUCUGCAGUAUUCUAUGUUUGACGUGGUGCAUGUCCGCCCUGCUCACAAAAACAGGACAUGGUCUGGUCCUGGAGCAGGGGCUGGCUGACACAACAGACCGUCUGGGACGCAGGCUGAUGGCCGUGGACGGAGACAAUGACACACUGGAUAAGAACUGCACAGAGCCAGCCAUCAAUGAGUUCCCUGAGGAUGUCUUCACCACCUACCAGCGCACCAGAGGAGCUGUCCUGCUGCAUAUAUUUGCGGCCCUCUACAUGUUUCUGGCCUUGGCCAUCGUCUGCGAUGACUACUUUGUGAUGUCGUUGGAGAAGAUCUGUGAGAAACUGGACCUGAGUGAAGACGUGGCAGGAGCUACUUUCAUGGCUGCUGGCAGCUCAGCACCAGAGCUGUUCGCCUCAAUUAUAGGUGUGUUCAUCACUCAUGGAGACGUGGGUGUUGGAACCAUAGUGGGCUCAGCAGUGUUCAACAUUCUAUGCAUCAUCGGUGUGUGCGGAAUCUUCGCUGGACAGGUGGUGUAUCUGACUAAGUUUGCAGUGUUCCGCGACUCGCUCUACUACACCCUGUCUGUGUUGGCAUUGAUUGCAGUCAUUUACGAUGAGAAGAUAGUGUGGUGGGAGAGCUUAGUGCUAGUAGUGAUGUACUUUGGGUACAUUCUGAUCAUGAAAUUUAACACCAGCAUCCAGAACUAUUUCACAGGGAAGGAGGACAAGAGCUUGGCCAAUGGUAACACAGUGAUCAGCAGCGAGCUGGAGGAUGUGAAGCCCACUAAGAUGUACAGUCGUGGAUCUGUGGUGAUGGUGGAUGAGAUUAUCAACUCCAGCCCUCCUAACUACAGUUUCCCCGACGCCGGCCUGCGCAUCAUGAUCACCAACCAUUUUGGCCCCAAGACACGCCUCCGCAUGGCCAGCCGCCUCAUCAUCAAUGAGCAACAGAGGCUGGUGCAGGCGUCAAAUGGUGUGGACAACGAAACCAUGGUGAUCACUGAUGGUAAACCUGAGACCUUGGAGAACGGCACCGUACCAGAGGACAAGACUGCUGAGGAAGAGGAGGGAGAAGCCCUGAAUUCACCCUUCACCAUCCCUGGGGGCUGCAUGGAGAAAGUGAAGUGGCUGAUCUCCUGGCCCAUCCUGCUGCUACUCUACUUCACUGUGCCAAACUGUGCCAAGCCUCGCUGGGAACGCUUCUUCAUGCUCUCCUUCUUCCUCUCCACCGUGUGGAUCGCUGUCUUCUCCUACUUCAUGGUCUGGAUGGUCACCAUAAUUGGCUACACUCUGGGCAUCCCUGAUGUGAUUAUGGGCAUCACCUUUCUGGCAGCUGGCACCAGUGUCCCCGACUGUAUCGCCAGCCUCAUUGUUGCUCGUCAAGGUCUUGGGGAUAUGGCGGUCUCCAACACCAUUGGUAGUAAUGUCUUUGAUAUCUUGGUGGGACUGGGGCUACCAUGGGCGAUACAGACCAUGGCUGUGGACUAUGGCUCUGAGGUGAUGAUCAACAGCAGAGGGCUGGUCUACUCUGUGGUGCUGCUUUUGGGUUCUGUGUUUCUGACAGUUCUGGGGAUCCAUGUGAAUCAUUGGAAGUUGGACCUGAAGCUGGGUGUGUACGUGCUGGUGAUGUACGUCAUAUUCCUGUGUUUCUCCAUCAUGAUCGAGUACAACGUCUUCACCUUCGUCAAUCUGCCCAUGUGUCUGGAGCAGCUGUAGGACGGCCUACACCACCGGACCGGAACAGAAGUCCCUGCUGAAUUAUAGACUCACAUAGCCAUCUGGAUCUAAACAAAAUCACUAACUAACUCAAUAAUUUAUAUAAUUUUACAGUCCCACAUACAAUUCUUUUACACACCCUUUUUCCAUUCCAGACGUAACUGUCUGUCCUUACUAUACCCCUUUUACAUUCCUUCACUAUCUAGCCAUAAUGUAAAGUUCCCUAGAUCCUUACAUUCAUCCACAAUAUCCUCAGUCCCCCAAACAACACUACCUACACAUGCCUUUGUGCUGUCAAUUAGAGGAGGCGAUACCAACAGAACCAAAUGGAUUCUCCUUACUAACCCAGAGGAACGGAUGGCUACUCUGUCUUUCCCUCCAGAGCCCAACUCACCGUUAGAUGGAGAGAAACACAGCUCACCGCUAAACAGAACCCACCUGGCUGAAACCCUCCUAGUCUCCACAACAUAACCCAUGACACUACCUUCCUCCUCUGUUUGUAUCUCAUCCGGUCUGGGAGAGGUUUUUUUGGUCAGGCAGCUCACUGGCAUCCAUCCCUACUAAAGAAAAGGACCCAAGCUGCCCUCUCUGUACAUUUAUGAAUUCUUCAUUUAUUGUUAUUUUGAUUUAUUCUAUGAUCGUCUUUCUUUGGAAGGAAAACAAACAUACAUUUCAUGAACAUAUUGCACUUUAGAUGUUGCGUGUGAAAAGAAGUAGAGUAUAUAUAUGACAUAUAAUAUAUUAUAUUUUUACGGUUCAACAUUCUAGUUCUUCCUUUGUGUGGUGCAAUAAGAAGAGAAAGGGAGGGAGGCAGCAUGUGCCAAGUCCUCUCUCUCUCUCUGGCAAGUGGAGGAGAGUCCAGGGGAGAACCUGUGCUUUUUCUGUUUCUGGACACACUCCAACUGCAAGACACUGCUGACCAAGACAAGACUAUGAUAUGCCGUGUCCCGUAUUUGAGUGUGAGUGAAAGUAGGUGAGAGAUUGCUAGGAAGGGAGGGGAGUGUCUAUUAGUAUUCAGCACCACUGUGGAGAGGAGAACACGUCUUGGGAGACUGUGUCCCCCUUGGUGCUUGGUGGAUGAUGAUUUUACAGAUAGCUCAAGUGUACAGUGAACAGGACUUGGGCCCUUUGGCUGAGGAAAAGCAUGGAUUUUUUUUGGCAAACUGUAAGUUGGAGGUGCCAGAGCCAGGCUCGUCCGCCUGAGUCAUGUUGAGAUUUUUUAAUUGUGUGUUUGAUAUCUUCAGCUCCUAACAAGGCCAAUGCUUGUACUCUGUUCAGUUCCCUCUCACCCCUGUGCUCCAGUCUGUCUCUCAGAGGGCUGAAGAGCUGCUGCUGCUGCCCCCCAGUGGUCUAAACAGAGUGGAUCCCUAUGCCACUGGCUGUGGUUGCUAUGGGAGUGAGUAUUAUUGUGACACGCAUCACAAACCAAGAAAGAUACGACCACGACCGGGACCAUGGAUGGGGAUGUGGAUCUGUGCUGCAUAAUGGCACUUAUUUAUGUUGUGUGCGUUUAUGUAAAUGUGAGCCGUCAUGCACAAGCUGAGGUCCUCUCGUUGUGAUUCCAGUGCUUCUUUUCUUCUGCCAGUCGGGCAAGGUGAGAUGCAGUUCCUGCGUAGAUAUUUUAAACUGCUUCCUUCUCUCCCUCCUACCCUGCCCCAAAUCAUCCUUCUCCUCCUCCUUCGCCUCCUCCUGGCACUCUCUCUCUGUGAUUAUGUCUUCUCUAAAUGCAUGAUGGGACACGAGGCAGUGUUUAUUUAUUUCUCCCCCAGAGCAGAAGCUUAGCAGGAUGAGGUAAGAUCAUCACCCUGUUCGUCCAUCUGUCGACCUCCAAAUACUGGCAACUACGAGUCGAGCCGCCCGCUGCCCAUUUGACUGACUUCUUGACCUCGUUAUGGGUCGUGUUCAUCAGGGCACACAAUGGAGAAAAAAAUUUCAACGAAAAGGAACAUUUCUUAUUGGACAAGUCUAAGUAGUUGCUCUCUGUUUCAGUCAGUUUUCUCCUGUUUGGUGCCUAAUGAACAUGACCCAGUUCAGGGGUCGCUGUGGGAACAGAGGGUGGAGUCUGUAUCGGUGUCAGUCGUGAGUGUGUUGGGUAUUGGUGGUGUUGAAAAGUGUUGUUACUGUUUUCUGUGUUGAAAAGCAGACAUUGGAUGCAGUGUGGGGUAUAUAUAAUGUAAACACAUGUAUGCAAUCUCAAUAAAAAGAGGACCAGGUAAGGAUGGUACAAUAUAUUAUGCAUUAAAAAUAGUUUUAUUGAAGCUGCUGAAAGCAUUGAUAGUAUACAAGUACAAGCAAACACUUAUGCACACACACACAUGCACUUGUCAAAUGUUUACUCCCAUGCUCACACCCGCUUACACACAUGCAUACACACACACACACACACACACACAGUGGUAGUAGCUAGUGCAAAGACAAAUGAUAAGUGAUGAUCUGAUCUGACGGGAGGGUAAAGUCAGUAUUGAACUAAAGCCAGAUGAAUGUUGUUGAAAUCCAGAGGUCUGUUCACUUCUGUUUAUUAAGGUCUGAUUUAUGAUGUCACCUAUAUCUUAGUUGCAUGGUAAAUGAACAAAGGGCAGGCUCUCUGGUACUGGUCUGGGUCAUGUUCAUUAGAGCACACAACGGAAAACAUUUUGCAAUAGAAACUAAAAUGAUCAUUUCUUAUUCGACGACAACAACAACAGGUAAUCCGCUCCCUGUUUCAGUCAAUUUCUUCUGUUUGGUGCCUAAUGAACUCGACCUUGGUGUGUUAUGUAAUAUAUAAUAAUAUAUCCUAUUUAGCAGA